CCGCGGCAUGUGGGAUCCUCCCGGACCGGGGCACGAACCCGCGUCCCCUGCAUCUGCAGGCGGACUCUCAACCACUGUGCCACCAAGGAAGCCCCCAAGAACUAUUCUUAUAUCUGAACAUCUCAAGACAAUCUUAUUUACUGAUCUUGUUGCCUGAACAAGAAUAAAGAACUAUCGGUGGAUGAGAUCUGAGAUUAACAUCACAUUAUGGAAUCUCUGCCGCCCCACAGGCCAGGAAUACUGCCAUGUAAAUGGUGCUGGACGAGGGAAUAGAGGAUGUUUCUCAAACCACACCAUGUCCAUGACAAAGAGUGCCGGGGGUCCCCAGGGAGCUGUUGACCUCAAACUGGACCUCAAGCCCUCUUCCGAAAGUGCCAAGAAGUUUCAGAACAAGGAUUCCAGUUUCUUGGAUGGAAGCCCUUCUGAGUCGCCGGACUUGGAAACGACCAAGGGCAUAACAGCAUUCCAGGCCUUGGUUCACCUGGUGAAAGGUAACAUAGGCACAGGGGUCCUGGGACUACCCCUGGCUAUGAAGAAUGCAGGCAUCCUGGUGGGCCCUCUCAGUUUGCUGGCCAUGGGCUUCAUCUCCUGUCACUGUAUGCACAUCUUGGUCAGGUGUGCCCAGCGCUUCUGCCACAGACUUAACAAGCCCUUUAUGGACUACGGGGAUACGGUGAUGCAUGGACUAGAAGCCAGCCCCAGCACCUGGCUCCGGAACCACGCACACUGGGGAAGGCGUAUCGUGAGCUUCUUUCUUAUAGUCACCCAGAUGGGCUUCUGCUGCGUGUACAUUGUGUUUCUGGCUGAUAAUUUAAAGCAGGUAGUGGAAGCGGUUAAUAGCACAACCAACAACUGCCAUUACAACAGGACAGUGAUCCUGAUGCCCACCAUGGACUCGAGACUCUACAUGCUCGCCUUCCUGCCCUUCCUGGUGCUUCUGGUGUUCGUCAGAAACCUCCGAGCCCUGUCCAUCUUCUCCCUGUUGGCCAACAUCACCAUGCUGGUCAGCUUGAUCAUCAUCACCCAGUCCAUCAUCCAGGGAAUUCCAGACCCCAGCCGCUUGCCACUGGUAGCAAAUUGGAAGACCUACUCGCUCUUCUUCGGAACAGCCGUUUUUUCAUUUGAAAGCAUUGGUGUGGCUGUACCAGUCAGUCAAGAUCCUCUACAUAAUUGGCAUCCUGUGCACCUACGCCCUGCAGUUCUACGUCCCUGCAGAAAUCAUCAUUCCCUUCGCCACCUCCCAGGUGUUAAAGCGCUGGGCACUGCCUCUGGAAUUGUUCAUCCGCCUCGCCAUGGUCAGCCUGACAUGCAUCUUGGCCAUCCUCAUCCCCCGCCUGGACCUGGUCCUCUCUCUGGUGGGCUCCCUGAGCAGCAGUGCCCUGGCCCUCAUCAUCCCACCCCUCCUGGAGAUCACCACCUACUACUCAGAGGGCAUGAGUCCCAUCACCAUCAUCAAGGACGCCCUGAUCAGCAUCCUGGGCUUCGUGGGCUUUGUGAUGGGGACCUACCAGGCCCUGGACGAGCUGAUCCAGUCAGAAGACACUCUCACCUUUUCCAACUCCACCAUUUUUAUUCAGUGAAAAUGGCACUGCUUCUUACCCACCAGCACCUGACAUUUAAUGAUAUAAAUCUCUUCUAUAUGCAUUAUCUAUAUUUUGCUGCUUUACCUUUCUCUGAGUCAAGUCACAGUGAAACAAGCACGGACUCACCAGCUACAAGGUCUAGAUGGUAAUUUAAAAAAAUUUUUUUUUAUUUAUUUUCUUUCCGUCUCUAGCUUUCCACUACACUGAGAGCUCUCUCACUGAAGGCUCUUGAUUCCAUUCGGGUUUUUGGCAAUUCACACGAUGAAUUUCACACCUUGAGUGGGGCUAUGCAAGAGGAAGCCACCAGGGGGCAUCCAAGAGGCAGCACCUGUGCAGCCAGCUAAGGCUGAUGGUGAUUUGGUAGACAAAGGGUGUCCUCUUUUCCAGAUCUGUUUAAAGAGCAAAGAUUAAGAGUGGGGACAUAAUCCAUAAUCCAGCAAGGUGUGCACAGCUCCAGCGUCAAGAUGGACAGGAUCCACAGGUCCAUGGUGAGCUGCAACUCUCAGACAGAAAGGAACCACCAUAUUUAAGUCAAGGGCAAUAAACUUUCUAAACAACUGGAUAAAGUUUUGGCCCAAUUCAAAGAUCUCAACAAGGGACAGUCGUCACAGAAAUGGAUGUGCCAAUGGCGGGGGGUGGGGGGUAGGGUGGGGAUGGACAAUGAUUAUUUCAUUAUUUAUCUCUUGAUUCUUUUUUUUUCUUUAACCUCUUGAUUCUUGCAACAAGCAUUCUUUCUUACCUACCACACACCAACCAUAGUUCAAAGUUCUUGUAAUAGUUUGCAAAAAUGGCGACAAAUUCCUCUUGACAAUGUGACAUUGCAGCUCCCAUCAAGAAGUGAAAUCUAUAUCUCUACCCCUAGAAACUUGUCUUGGCCCUGUAACUUGCUUUGGCCAAUGGGACAUUAGUAAAUGUGACGCAAGCAGAGGUUUCGUGACGGCUAAUGCAUUGGAACUUUCAUCGUGAUGCUCUGUGUAGAUAAGAGCACCAAGUGAAGAAGCCGGGUCUAGCCUGCUGGAGGAAGAGAGACCAUGUGGAGCAGAAAUGAAUCAUCCCAGUUGAGCCCCAUCUCCCAGAACAGCCAGCCUGCCGACUUCCAGACACGUGAGUGAAGUAUCCUAGACUAUAUACAGCCCCAGUCAAGCUGGCCUGGACCAUAAAUAUUGCUCAGAUGAUCCACAGAAUUAUGAGAAAUAAUAAAUGUUUUUAGUUUUAAGCCAUAA
This is a messenger RNA of Aethalodelphis obliquidens (Pacific white-sided dolphin), 2806 nucleotides long. Its product is annotated as proton-coupled amino acid transporter 2-like. Gene Ontology annotation, biological process: glycine transport; L-alanine transport; proline transmembrane transport. Gene Ontology annotation, cellular component: vacuolar membrane. Lineage: Eukaryota; Metazoa; Chordata; Mammalia; Artiodactyla; Delphinidae. Gene Ontology annotation, molecular function: amino acid:proton symporter activity; L-alanine transmembrane transporter activity; L-proline transmembrane transporter activity. The transcript is spliced from 10 exons. The record is from RefSeq and is a predicted model, not a curated record. The coding region runs from base 182 to 1732 and encodes 516 amino acids.